AUAUUUUAAAAAAUGGAGUCAACUCAGGAUGAGAAACUUGGAGAAGAUCUGAGUGAACAGAUAGUGGGAACAAGGAUAUGUCUUAAGGGAGACUUUGGAACGAUAAGGUACUUUGGGAAGUUACAGUUGGAAAAGGCAGGGGAUGAUCAUUGGUAUGGGGUUGAGUGGGACAGGAAGGAGUCGAAGAAGGGGUUUUAUACAGCGUAUACGGAUAUUAAUGAGGGUAUUGAGGAAGCUAAGAAAGUUCAUGUUGAGACGAAGCAGAGGGGAAAUCAUAAUGGGACAGUUGAAGGGGUGGAAUAUUUCACUCCUAUUUAUAAUGGACCUCAGGAUAAGUGAUGUUCUUUUAUUAGAGAGGGGAAAUUAGUAUUUGGAACAUCUAUCAAAGAAGCUCUUGAGGAGAAAUAUCAGGUUUAUAAGGAAAAGACUGAGGAAGAAAAGCAGAAAAGUGAGAAAGAAGAGGAAGAGUCUCUUUUUGUAGGGACUAAUACUGGAGGUCAGAUGAGAGUAGAGGUUGUAGGAGUUGAGAAGAGUUAUAAUUGGAGAACAGAUAUUUCCAAAAGCAGUGAAGUUGCGCUACAAAGUUUAAAGAUUGAUAAAGUUGGACCACCAGGCACUUUGAGAGAUAUGAUUCCGAUAUGUCAGUACUUGUAUCUUGACAAUAAUCUACUAUGGAAUUGGGAUCAAUUCUUCUUGAUUACGAGGCAACUGAAGUUUUUGCAUACUCUUAAUCUUUCUGGAAAUAGGUUCAAAAGAAUAGAUGAUUCUUAUAUGGCAGAAAAGAACGUUAAUGACUUGAUUAAUCCCUCUUUGAAAGUUCUAGUCCUUAAUAAAAUGCAACUUGACUGGAGCCAGAUUCAUAUUAUUGCUCCUGCGCUUACAUUAUUGCAAGAGUUGCAUCUUUGAGAAAAUAAUUGUAGUAAGAUUUCCUCCGAAUAUGAAAUCUCGAAGGACUGAUGGAGGGAUUUGAUAUACCUCAACUUAGAAGAUAAUAAAAUAUCAGGCUGGGAAGAAAUUCAAGGAUUUAGAAAGCUAAAAGAGCUUAAAAAGCUAGGUUUAGGAAUAAACCUGAUCCAAAAAGUAGAGUUCAGGCCAGGCUUUAGACAGCUCACAGCUGUUGAUUUAUACCAAAACCUUAUUGACAACUGGGAGAGUAUCGAUCAGCUCAAUAAUUAUUUUGAAUUGACCAGGCUCAGACUUCAGGAUAACCCGAUUACUUCAGGUGAGAAGCACAAAGAAGCUAGAGACCAAGUCUUCGCAAGGAUUCAGUAUCUCAAGCACUAUAAUGGAAGUGCAGUUCAGGAGAAAGAGAAGAAUGACUGCGAACAGUUUUAUGUCUCAAUGGCUUACAAAGAUUUUCUUGAGAAUCAUGGAGGAAUUGAGAAAGCAAAGGUAGAGUCUCUUGAAGACCUCACUUUGGGAGGGUACAUGACAGCCAAGCAUCCUCGAUUUUAUGAACUUGUUGAGAAGUUUAAAGUCAGUUUGGAGCACCUCAAUUCACAGAAGGAAGAUAAAGAGAAGAAGAUGAAGAAUAAUUUAGUAUCUGUAAAACUCAUUUCGCAACUUGAGCAUAAUGAAGGUAAAACUUUUAAAAAGAAAUUACUUCCUUCGAUGAUCGUUGAAAAUUUGAAAGGCUUGUGAUGCAAACUUUUUAAGGUAGAUAUUUUAUCAAUGAGACUAAGAUUCAGAGAUGAUGAAGUUAGCCAAGUUUAUUAUGAUAUCAAUGAGAACCUCCGUCAGCUCUCGUUCUAUGGAAUUGGUGAUGGAUGAGAGAUAUACAUAUCUUCAGUUGAUUAAUUGCGUAAUGCAUUGUGUUCAAUA
This is a messenger RNA of Moneuplotes crassus, 1821 nucleotides long. Lineage: Eukaryota; Ciliophora; Spirotrichea; Euplotida; Euplotidae. The record is from the annotation of a GenBank genome assembly.